This is a messenger RNA of Thlaspi arvense, 1311 nucleotides long. NCBI's taxonomy places the organism in Eukaryota, Viridiplantae, Streptophyta, Magnoliopsida, Brassicales, Brassicaceae. The record is from the annotation of a GenBank genome assembly.
AUGCCACUGGAGCUUCCGAGACAAAAAAAAAAAGUUCAUGCGAUAGUGAAAGAAGCAGAUCUUUCUCCAUUUCCUUCGUCAGAGAAUUUACCUCCGGUAGCCAUUUUCCCCGAAGAAUGUUCUCUCCGUUUUACUGUAAAAGGGAUCGUUUUACUCUCCAUGUGCGUGAGGUGCGGCUCAGCGCGGAAAGUGUUCGACAAAAUGUCUCAGAGAAACGUAGUACCAGUAUGCUCGAGUUUCACCAGCUUAGUGCGUCCAGACAUCGGUUUUGGGGACUGGAACACAAUGAUAGCUGGGAGUUUGAGAAAUGAUAAGGUAGAAGAAGGGCUUAUGCUCUAUAGAAGCAUGUUGAUGUCUGGUGUUGAUCCAACGCAGUUCACGUAUUCGAUGGUGCUGAAUGCUUGUAGUAAGCUGGGAAGUUACUCACUGGGGAAGCUAAUCCAUAGUCUCUCGGAUAGUUCAGCUGAUUUGCGUGUAGAAAAUGCUCUUCUUGACAUGUAUUGCAGUUGUGGCCUUGUGGGGAUAUCGGAACCAGAAAUAUUCGUAAAUUGGGAUAUGGAAGGAGUGUUUUUUUGCUCCAAGAACGGGGAAGCUGAAUCUGCUCAGAAGAGUGGGAUACAGCGAGUCUGCGGUCCAACUCUUCGUUUCAUGUCGGUAUGCGGAGCCCUAGUAGACAUAUGUUCUGCAAAAAUGGCAGAUAUGACUCACUGCGUAAAUCAACAGAGGAAGUUUGAUAUCAAAAGCUGGGUUACUAGACGAAGCUCUGGAACUUAUAGAAGAAUGUCUUCCGGGGAACAAUCAAGCAGAGCUCUGGAGCGUUUUGAGGCUUUACGGGAACCACCGCCCAUGGUGAUUUGCACAAGUGACGAGGCUGAGAGAAGACCUGGUGUUGGUGGUAGAGUCACAGCGAGGACAAGAGAGUUGCUCCUGCUGCUCGGUUUCAUGGCUAUUCCACCAAAUGAAGCAACGUUAUCCGGAAUGGACAUUUCAAGAAGCACUGGCAGAGAUCUAUGUGAAGACAUGAUUCUGACUAGGGAGUAUGGUCCGAACUGCUGCAGGCAGUGCUUCAACAGCUAUGCCAAACGGAGAUUGGAUUCAUCAAGGUGAUAAUUCAACUACGUAUUAUUAUGCUGAUUUGCAUUUCCAUGGCUUGUAUUUAUUUCAUGCUUUUGCAUCCUUGUUCAUUCUUGUUUUGUUUUCUCGUCUUUGCAACGGUUCAUGAUUGUUGCUAAUACACACAUGAUGGUCUCUUACGAACAAUACUUUAGUUUUUUGCCAUCUUAAUAAAAACAACAAAUACUUAACCGGGAA